AUGCCUUUCCAAGCUGGGAUCAUCUUGCACUCAGUGUUGUGCGCGGACUACAACCCGCAACGCCCUCUCGUUGUUGAAGAUCGCCCCGAUAUCGCGAUUCCUUCUGCACAGCUGGAGAACACGAUCGACGUGCUUCGCAAUAGAAGGUCAUACACCCACAAGGCGUGGGAUACUUGCCAGCUAAAGCUGGAGGAACUCGAAGAACAGGAGGGUGAGGUGAAUGUGUUCGCUGUCCUCGACGCGGCAGAGGAAGCGUACAACGAGGUGAUCCUGGACCUGAAGGAGUUUUCGCAACUUCAAAGCGAUGCGGGAGAAGACGCCAGUGUUCUCCUUCGACCCGAGGCAGACGUGCUGGGUUAG
Fusarium tjaetaba is the source of this 360-nucleotide messenger RNA. RefSeq lists its product as uncharacterized. The coding region runs from base 1 to 360 and encodes 119 amino acids. The record is from RefSeq and is a predicted model, not a curated record. NCBI's taxonomy places the organism in Eukaryota, Fungi, Ascomycota, Sordariomycetes, Hypocreales, Nectriaceae. The transcript has a single exon.